AUGACCAAAAAGAAAUCGAACCCACAAUCUAAGCACCUCAAGAACCAAGAAGAAGCCGCCGUUCUGGACCAACCCAAAGCCUUAUCCACUCAGUCCUCCAUGGACGAUCAUGAGGAGAAGCUUCAAAAUCUGAAAUCACUUAACUCUCUUAUUCUUAAAGAGACCGUUCAGAAGAGACAGCAGGUUGAGUCUCUGGUGAAGGCGAAAGAGGGGUUGCAGGCUGGGUUGACUCUAGCCGGCGAGGAAAAUGUGGGUUUGAUGUUGGAGAAGGAUCUGUUAUUGGUUUUUGUGGAGACCCAGAUGGGUUUUGAAUUUGAUGGGUUGGUGAGACAGAGGAGUGAGAGUGAGAGUGUGAUUGGAUUGCUGAAGAGCGAAAUGAACGGGGUGAUGAGUGAUCUGGAAAGCGAGAGGGGCAAGUUGAGGCAGGUUUGCCAAGAAAGGGAUUUGUUGAAGGGGGAAAUGGCAAAGUUAAAUAGGGAAUAUGAACUGCUAUUGGAGGAGAAACUAGAGAGGGAGGAAGAUAUUGAGGCCAUUAGAAGGGAAAGUGAAGUGGUUAAGAUUAACUUAGGGGAAAUGGAAAUAGUUACUGAAAAUAUGAAGAGAGAGAUUGAAAGUAUUGUGAAAGAAAAGGAGGAAAUUGAGGGCGAGAAAAAGGGGCAGAUACUUGUGAUUUCUGAGUUGGAGAAAGAAGUACAGAAGCUGAAUGAGAUAAUACGGAAUUUGGGGAAGGAAGGUGAAGUUGUACACAAGAAGGCUCUAGAUUUGGAGAAGAUUUAUAGUCAGGCUAUGGAGCAAAAAAGGGUAAGAGAGAAUGAGUUUGAUGCUUUGGUUGCAGAGAAGAAAGAGAAAGAAAAUGCAUUCCAGAGGUUAAGGGAGGACAAGUAUUCAUGUGAGACGUUGUACAGGAUGGCACAAAUGGAAAUAGAGAAUUUUAGGGAAUCAAGAGAGAAAUUGAUUCAAGAGAAAAAUGAAAUUGAGGAGGCGAAACUUGGCAAAGACCGUGAAGCUGUUGAGUUACACAAAGAGGUUGGUGAGUUAAGAGACAUUAUAUCUGAAUUGCAAGAGUCGUGCAGAAACCAAGAAGAGGGGAAUAAUCAAUUGUUGUCUGAAAUCAGCCGCUGUAGAGAUGUCAAUGCUCAAGUAAUGUUUGAGAGGGAUGAGGCUCAAAAGGCUCUGGAUGAGGAGAGAAAGAACAUAGUGGAUUUGAGGUCAAGGGUUAUGGAAAUAGAAAAAAAGAUGGAAGGUACUGUUGCAGAGUUGGCUUGUGUAAGCAGUUCACGGGAGAAGCUAAUUGAGGAAAAGGGGGAGAUGGAAAACCAAAUGAGACUGGUUUGUGAGGAAAAGGAUUUAUUGCAAAAGAAUCUAUUGGAGGUUCGACAAGGAAUUUGUGAUUUAAGGGCUAAAAUGGAAGCCCUUGAAUUUCGUUCAGAGCGGGCAUUGACCAUGUUGAAGAAUACUGCUGCAUUUGUGCGUCUAGAAAAGAAUGGAGAGGGAGUACUUAAUAAUGAACAGAAGCUGGCAGAUCAGAUGGAGUCAUAUGCAGCUGAGCUGGAAGCCAUCAAGGAUGCAUUCACAGACAAAGAGAUGGCAGUGAAGGAUUUAAAGCAGCAACUUGAGUGUAUGCAGAAUUCUCUUGCGCGGGCACAUAAGAGGAAGAGCUUAUGGACUGUGAUAUCUUCAGCCACAACUAUUUUUGCUGCAGCAUCUGUUGCAUAUGCUGCCAAAGGACGCUGA
Molecule: messenger RNA, 1734 nt
Organism: Tripterygium wilfordii
Lineage: Eukaryota; Viridiplantae; Streptophyta; Magnoliopsida; Celastrales; Celastraceae
Product: meiosis-specific nuclear structural protein 1-like
Exons: 1
Coding region: 1-1734 (577 amino acids)
Source: RefSeq, a predicted model, not a curated record